Molecule: messenger RNA, 1606 nt
Organism: Phragmites australis (common reed)
Lineage: Eukaryota; Viridiplantae; Streptophyta; Magnoliopsida; Poales; Poaceae
Product: fructose-1,6-bisphosphatase, cytosolic-like
Exons: 11
Coding region: 422-1447 (341 amino acids)
Biological process (GO): fructose 1,6-bisphosphate metabolic process; fructose metabolic process; fructose 6-phosphate metabolic process
Cellular component (GO): cytosol; cytoplasm
Molecular function (GO): fructose 1,6-bisphosphate 1-phosphatase activity
Source: RefSeq, a predicted model, not a curated record
UCAGAUGCCGCCCGCACCGCACCGGCACCGUGCACGCCUUCGCCUUCGCCUUCGCCUCUCCUCUUCCUCCGUUUGCACACCUGUAGGAGUAUAAGUUGCCGCCCGUCGCGCUCACUCUUCCGUGGUCGGCCCAAUCGGCCAGUCCGCACGGCGAGAGAGGAACGGCGCCCUCUUGUUUCGCCGCUCGGGCACCCGUCCCCGUCGCGCCACAGGACAAGGCCUCCCAACCGCCGCCCAUCUCCUAUCAUCAUCCGCCGAUCCCUUCGCUCCUCCCAGCUAGUUGUCCAGUCUCACUCCACACGGAACCCGUAGGAAGCGCGCGCAGUGUAACAAGCGAGGGGGUUUCGCCUGAUCAGCGGAGAGGUAGCGGAAACCGGUCGGCGGAGGGAGAGGAAGCGGUAGGGAAGGGCGGAAGGGGGAGAUGGACCACGCGGCGGAGGCGCAGCGAACGGACCUGAUGACGAUCACGCGGCACGCGCUCAACGAGCAGGGCCGCCACCCGGAGUCCCGCGGCGACUUCACCAUCCUCCUCUCCCACAUCGUCCUCGGCUGCAAGUUCGUCGCCUCAGCAGUCAACAAGGCGGGGCUCGCCAAGCUCAUCGGCCUCGCCGGCGAGACCAACGUCCAGGGUGAGGAGCAGAAGAAGCUGGAUGUGCUGUCCAACGAAGUCUUUGUCAAGGCGCUUGUCAGCAGCGGCCGCACCUGCGUUCUUGUGUCCGAAGAGAACGAGGAGGCCAUAUUCGUCGACUCGGCCCUCCGUGGAAAGUACUGUGUUUGUUUCGAUCCGCUGGAUGGCUCCUCCAAUAUCGACUGCGGUGUCUCCAUCGGAACGAUCUUUGGGAUUUACAUGAUCAAAGAUAAGGACAAUGUGACUUUGGGAGAUGUACUGCAACCUGGAACAGACAUGCUUGCUGCUGGCUACUGCAUGUAUGGGAGUUCCUGCACGCUUGUGUUGAGCACUGGAAAUGGAGUCAAUGGUUUCACUCUUGAUCCUUCCCUUGGGGAGUUUAUACUGACUCAUCCAAAUAUCAAGAUACCAAAGAAAGGGAAGAUCUAUUCUGUCAAUGAAGGGAAUGCCAAAAACUGGGAUGCGCCUACGACAAAAUUUGUGGAGAAAUGCAAGUUUCCCCAGGAUGGUUCACCACCUAAAUCCUUGAGAUAUAUUGGAAGUAUGGUUGCUGAUGUCCACCGUACCUUGCUAUACGGAGGCAUAUUUUUGUACCCUGCAGACAAGAAGAGCCCAAAUGGAAAACUUCGUGUUCUGUAUGAAGUCUUCCCGAUGUCAUUCUUGAUGGAACAAGCUGGAGGUCAGGCUUUCACAGGCAAACAACGGGCCCUUGAACUUGCUCCCACUAAGCUUCAUGACAGAUCCCCAAUAUUCCUCGGGAGCUACGAUGAUGUUGAGGAGAUCAAAGCAUUAUACGCUUCAGAGUCAGGCACUCCUUGAUCUGUGUCUGUCUGCCUGAGGACACAUGCACCAUUAUCCGGGCAUCCACAUUGUAACUCUAUUGAUCAGAUAUUUAUUUUCUGUUCUUGACCUUAAUCUAAAAAACCACUAUAUUCGGACAUGGUUCAACUCAAUAAUAAUUCAAGGUUUUAUUGAUCA